Messenger RNA from Fraxinus pennsylvanica, 1359 nucleotides. The record is from the annotation of a GenBank genome assembly. NCBI's taxonomy places the organism in Eukaryota, Viridiplantae, Streptophyta, Magnoliopsida, Lamiales, Oleaceae.
AUGAGAGAAAUCUUGCACAUUCAGGGAGGCCAAUGCGGGAACCAAAUUGGGUCGAAAUUCUGGGAAGUAAUCUGUGAUGAGCACGGGAUUGAUCCGACAGGUAGGUACAAGGGUGAGUCUGGUGACGGUUCGUUCGAUCUCCAGUUAGAGAGGAUCAAUGUGUAUUACAAUGAGGCCUCCGGCGGAAGGUAUGUUCCGCGGGCUGUUUUAAUGGAUCUCGAGCCUGGGACGAUGGAUUCCAUCAGAUCCGGCCCGUAUGGGCAGAUCUUCCGGCCGGAUAACUUUGUUUUUGGGCAGUCUGGGGCGGGGAAUAAUUGGGCCAAGGGGCAUUAUACGGAAGGCGCUGAGUUGAUUGAUGCCGUUCUUGAUGUUGUGCGGAAAGAGGCGGAAAAUUGUGACUGCUUGCAAGGAUUUCAAGUAUGUCACUCACUUGGAGGGGGGACAGGUUCUGGCAUGGGUACCCUCUUAAUUUCAAAGAUAAGAGAGGAAUACCCAGACAGAAUGAUGCUCACUUUCUCUGUUUUUCCAUCACCAAAGGUCUCGGACACUGUCGUAGAACCCUAUAACGCUACACUUUCAGUGCACCAGUUGGUGGAAAAUGCAGAUGAAUGUAUGGUUCUUGACAACGAAGCACUCUAUGACAUCUGUUUCAGGACCUUGAAGCUUAGUAAUCCAAGCUUUGGUGAUUUGAACCAUCUGAUCUCUGCAACUAUGAGUGGUGUAACCUGUUGCUUGAGAUUUCCUGGCCAGCUGAACUCAGACCUCAGGAAGCUCGCUGUGAACUUGAUCCCUUUCCCGCGUCUUCAUUUCUUCAUGGUUGGAUUUGCGCCACUCACCUCUCGUGGAUCACAGCACUACCUCUCUCUCACUGUCCCGGAGCUAACUCAACAAAUGUGGGACUCGAAGAACAUGAUGUGUGCUGCUGACCCGCGCCAUGGCCGCUACCUGACAGCCUCUGCCAUGUUCAGAGGGAAAAUGAGCACCAAAGAGGUCGAUGAACAGAUGCUUAACGUUCAGAACAAGAACUCAUCAUACUUCGUCGAAUGGAUUCCGAAUAAUGUGAAGUCUAGUGUUUGUGACGUCCCACCAACUGGCCUGAAAAUGGCAUCCACUUUUGUAGGUAAUUCAACUUCGAUUCAAGAAAUGUUCAGGAGAGUGAGUGAGCAGUUCACGGCCAUGUUUCGACGCAAGGCCUUCUUGCACUGGUACACUGGAGAAGGGAUGGAUGAAAUGGAGUUCACUGAAGCUGAGAGUAAUAUGAAUGAUCUGGUUGCUGAAUACCAGCAAUACCAGGAUGCUACUGCGGAGGACGAAGAAGACUAUGAUGAUGAGGGUGAUGAAGAGCAGUACGAAGGCUAA